UUUCGAUUUGGCUAAGUAGCUAUAGAUCUUCAAUCUUUGCUAUGAAAUUUUCCAAUAGCGGCAUCUACCCUAAAUCGAUUAACACGGAAAGCUAUUUUACUGGGGCACGUUGACCGAGAUUUGACGAUGGAAAAAAAUACAUCGAUUUUGUGAAUAUUUGAUGUACUUCAGCUUUAGCUUGUUACAUAGAGCACCAUAGCCAGUAUGGAGACAGUUGAUCUAAAAUCAGACCCAGACACAAGUUUACAGUACACAAACUCGGACGACUCCGAGCCUGAUGGCUAUCAUGAAACAGUUGUACAGACAGACAUAAGUUCUCCGCCUGUCACACCAAAUGUAGUGCAAGGAUCAUACAAAGGGGUAAAAUUUUUCAUCGAUUCUCAGACAAAUGAAGUUGUUGCAGGAGAUUCUACGACUGUUGGCGUUACCAGUGAGGUCGCAGAUGAAGGUCAGGGUCAUUUCCAGGCAUGCAUGAUCUGUGGGGACCGUGGGUCUGGUUACCACUACUCUGUCUUGUCAUGUGAAGGCUGUAAAGGAUUCUUCAAAAGGACUGUCCAGAAAAACUUGUUUUAUGUUUGUAAAGCAAAUGGGAUGUGCUUGAUUAACAAGAUGACGAGGAAUAACUGUCAGUUCUGUCGGUUCAACAAGUGUCUACAAUUCGGGAUGAAAAGAGAAGCUGUAAGAGAAGACAGGUCACCUGGAGGCAAACAUCGUACAAAGAAGCCUCGCUUUGACAAUUCCAUGGAAGAUGAAAAUGCGGCGAAGAGCAAUGAAAAUAAACAGAAACUUGAAGAGGAACACAAUGAAAUUAUCAAUAUUUUACUGGCAUCUGCUCCAGAUAAAGUCCCAGAUAAUGAAUUUGAGGGAAGGUCAGCCAAUGAGAUUUCUAUUGAAGAACUGAUGCAGUUUGGAUACUCAGAGCUGAAGUAUAUCAUAGAGUGGGCUAAGAAAGUUCCAAAUUUCCGACUGUUUACAAUGGAAGAUCAGAUGGCAUUACUGAAGUCAGCAUUCAUGGAGCUGAAUGUAGUUAGACUAUCAUACAGGUCAAUGGAAUAUGACGAUGCAUUAAGAUUUGCAGAUAAUAUUGUGGUGCCUAGAGCAGUGUGUGCAACAAUGGGCUGGGGUCAGGAGCUUGUACAUGCAACACUGGAGUUUGCUACCAGACUGAAGGAACUUGACCUUGAUAGAGUGGAAUUUGCUUUGAUGAAUGCCAUUGUUCUUACAUAUCCUGAUGCUAUUGGUCUCAGCGACAAGAGUAAAGUGAUCACCGUUCAGACAAAGUUUCUUGACACUCUGCGACGUUACGUCUGUGUCAAGUACAACAAUGAUAAGGGUAGAUUUGGUAAACUCCUGCUUCGUCUGCCAACGUUACGAACUCUUAGUGCAAAGGCCGCUGAAAGAUUUCUGUCGUUAACGCUCGAGGGUGUUUUACCCUUGAAUGAUCUUGUGCAAGAAAUGAUGUGCUGACAGUUUUGAUAAACUAAUGAUUUUAUUGUGAAAAGAAUAAACAUUUUUAAGGGGCCUCUGUGUUUGUGUAUGUGUCUGUAGUCUCAAAAUUUAUUCAAAAUCUUGUGUUUUCUUUCAUGAUGAAAAUACUAACCGAUUUUCUAGGGUUUACAAAAUAGUGAAAUGUAGAAAUAUUCUCUUUUUUUAGCUACAGAAGCAGUCUAGUUUGACACAGCUUUCUAUCACAUAUUUUAUAUAAGAUUGAAAUCAGUCUCCUUGGUUUUUAAAUUAAAUUUGUAAACCAGUCUUGGAUUCAGCCCCGCCAUUGGUCGGUUUCCAGGUAAAAUUAUAACAUGGAGUUUUGGUACCAGUCUCCAAAACUUGGCUUUACUUUAGUUUUUACGGAUUUAUUUCAACUCUGGACCAUUGUGAGAAAGCUUGUCUGCUUCGGAGAAAAACCAUUACUUAUGUCAUUCGAGAAAGUGUGGUUGUGAUCCCAGUGGGACUCAAAACCUACAAACUCCAGGGUUGAGAGGCCAGCUUUGAAACCUAACUUAGGAGACUAAUCUAUGAGACUUUGUUUUAGAGGCUAAGACUAUGGCAGAAAUCUGUUGAAAGAAAGGCAGCUGAUCAUACACUUUUAAAACAUGUACCUAACCUGAAAUGUCAUCCUUGCUCGGUCAGGUGCACUUUAAGGACUGCAUUUUUUUUUUUAUUAAGAAAAAUAUUUAAUAUUGUCAACCGUUUAUGCAGUUGAUCAUGGGAAGCGGGUAUUUUUUGCGUUCAUUACUGUCCCCAUCGUCCACAGUGAUAAAGAUGUUUAUAAAUUUCUGUUUGCUCACAAGAAUGAUAAAAAUAUUGAUGUCAUAAUACUUUUUUUGUUAUAUGAUAUCAGGUACAUAUAUAUCAAGGAUAUAAAUUAACAUUCGGCAGCUAUUGGCCAGCUGGGAUCGUAUCUUCAAAAGUUUAGGGGCCCAGUCUGAAACUUAGGAGCGCAACUAUAUGACAAAAUACAUUGCACUAUGCCUAACAUGUUCUUAAUCCUGAAUGGUGCAUAAAUGUACUGUAAUCAAUAAAAUCAUUUUACAAUAAAGGUCACUUUGAUGACCCCCUUAUAUCGUCAAACAAAAUUAUUAUUGCCAUUAUGCUUAAAAAAAUACCAAUUUUCAGGGAAAAUUUUCUAUUUGGGACAUCUAUUUUAUUUAUAUUAUAAAUUGAAAUAAGCCCACAUAGAACCGUACACCUAGAACAUAGGCUGCAUUACUGGGACACCUGUUACCGUUUCCAUUUUCUCAGGAAAGACGUUUGUUGCAAAUUUGAUUUUACAUACAUUUGUCAUUUACCACAGCCACCACACUUCGAUACUUUGCAUUCCAUUAAAAUAACUCCACAACUUCUAAAAUUAUACAUGCAAGAAUCUUUACAUGGGCGCAGCCAUUAGAUGUGCCAUCAAUUAUGUAUCAAGUUGGGCAUAGUUGUAGUAUAUAUCUGUAAUUUUAAUGGGCUGAUCACAUCACGCAUAAAAGAUGAAGUUUAAAAAUAAAAUGAUUGGAAAUCCCAAUAUUGCAGCUCGCCGACUGGGCGAUUAUCUUGGAAGAUUGACUCAUCCAGCUAAAAAUAGUCGUCGUAGACGUGGACUUUGGUAAUUUAUACCCCUGUAUAUAUAUAUGUACUGAUAUAUGUUGUGGAUAGUUUUUAUUGAUUAUUUAUGUUGUGUUAAGAGUGGAUUAUGUGACAUAUUAUUGGGGUAUUUUAUAUCGUCUUUUUGUAAAUUGUGAGAUUGGCAUCAGUGUUCAUAAUUGUGCUGUUUUAAUGGGACAAAAUACACUUUGAUUUUUAUUAAACAAUAUUUGGUAAAUUAUAAUCAAUGGUCAUAUUCAAUUUACGCCAUUAUGUAAUGUUCUUUGUAGAUAAAAGUUCAUAAAACAGACAGAAUCACUUUGAAAUUUAUGUACGUUGAUAUAAAUUUUUAUAAAUACAAAGUAGUAAAGGCAUUUUCUAUUCAGUUGAACUUCAUUCACUCAAACACGGAUAAUUUGAAUGUCACCUUUGUUUGAAAUCAUCAAGUCCUGGCAAGUUUUAGAUGUAAUGUAUAAUUUCCGAUGGGUUGAACUGUCGAUAACUAGCCACCCCAGCUGAUGAGCUUUGACAGUGGCUUAUCUACUGGAGUUUUUCCAAUAUCGGAUGGCCACUUGAAUUAUAUGUUCAUAAAAUCAUUAUUCGUAGAGAUAACAGAUUGCAUCAUAGUUUACACCUUUAGAAAGCAUAUAAAAUUCGGAUAACACAUAUAGACUUUACCGGGCACAUCGAGUUUAGCGAACGAGGUUCGACUGUAUUUGACAUAAAUCUGCAUGUGUGUACUUGAAGUUACUCUCUGUACAUAUUGUACAUAACAGAAGAUUGCCGAUUUACUUCUUUCAUUACAUUUACAGAUAUGGGUCAUGAAAAUUUGAAUUUAAAGAUGCACAUUUGCCUCUGUUAAAGUACACAUAAAUUUUACUGUACCCGGUAAGUUUAAGUCAGUCCUCUACACGCUUAUUCUCACAGACCAUCUUUUUAGUAGUUUUUAAAGUAGUAAAAGUGACAUCUUUGAAAUGCCUUGUUUUGAAUAUUUAGAACCUUGCCUUUUCACUUUUGAAAUAUGAAAGUAAGGAUUAAUAAGCACUAAAACAGUAGUGACCAGUCUACCUGGUUAGCAGUUUGGGCAAAAGGCUAGGAAUCGAGCCUCCACAAAGGUCAUUAUUCUCUGUGAUGAUAAAAAUAAAAGGGGGCGUUAUAUAGGAAGUGAAACAUUCUUCAGCUCUGUGAGGAAAGUGUCAAGUUCUUGACCAGAAUAAGUUUGUAAGAGUAAAGUUUUGAUUCAUACACGGAAGUUAUAGAAAGUUUGUUAUGGUAAAGUUCUGGUUGUCCCUUUCUUGAAAAGAACAAGUUUAUAUGGAGUACAACUGCUCAUACACUUGUAUUCAAAGUUGCUCAGAUGCACAACCUUAUCUGAACACAAUUUGCUUCAAACCCUUUGUCCAAUAGGCACAAUUCUUGUGCUUGGAUUGUGUUGAUAUUAACUCUUACACUACUAAAGUUCUACAAUGAACUUGUCCAUCUUCCAAUUUGUACAAUACCAUCAGCUGUUGAAAGGGGUGCCUACCAGAAAGAUACGGACUGAAUGGCAAACAGUGCAGAUCUUGAUCUGACUGCAUGAAUGUGAAGGCUGAUCAUGAUCUACACUGGUCGCAAAGGCAGAAUCAAUCGUGUCCUGCAUGAUAAGGGUUAAAAUAACUUUCACCAUAUCAAGAUGUGUCCUUGCAUUUUGAAACACAGCUUGCCAAACUAUGCGUGAAAGAAUUGAUCAGAAUUUGCAGAUUCUAUUUACUUGUGAAAAUACGUUAUCUUAAGUGAUUACACGUGCAUUUUAAAUACAAUAUUUACUUGAAGUUACCAAAUGAGUCAUUCCAUGUAUAUUUCAAAUUCAACUUUCACAAUGUUCUCAAUUUUUAAACUGUUUUCAUACUGGUGUCUGUAUUGCAGUAAAGUGCAGUUCAUGUUGUUUCGCCACAGUUAUAAUGCAAUAUGUACAUGUGCUUUUGUAUUUUCCAUAAGGCACUUGAUAGAGCCAAAACUAAUCUUUGCAUAGAUAUACAUAUAGUCUAAGACUGGAGUUAGUGAUCACCUCAUAGCAGUCACAUCUGUGAAAGCCACCUUUUUAAAAGUUGGUUGACAGUUUACCAUGAAAUAAUUUUAUUUUUGUUUGCAAAACAUGAACAGGUUUAAGCCAAAACAGCUCUUUCUUAAGGUAAUAUAUUUUUGGCUUCAGCAUCUGAAGAUAAAUUAAACAGGAAUGUUUUUCUUCGUUUUGAUUUAACUUGUAAUAAAUAGUACUGCCAGAUUGAAUGAUGGACCAGUCCAUUUUAGAACUUUAGUAGGGAAAAGGUUUAACCUUAAGCUUGCUGGCAGCAAGUUAUUCUGCCUUUGCGGCCAGUGCAGACCAAGAUCAGCCUGCACAUCUGUGCAGUCUGAUCAUGGUCUGCACCGUUCGCCAUUCAGUCAGUAUCUUUUUGGUAAGCAUCCCUUACAGUUAAUGGUACUGUCCAAAAUGAAAGAUGGACAAGUUUAAUAUAGCAAUUCAGCAGGGUAAGGGUUAAUACAGGUCCAGCUGUAUUGUCAUUUUAUCAGGUCUCUUGAUGUAUCAUGUAUGCUUGUUUUGAGAUUGUUCAGUAUACAUGUGAUUUCUACACAACUUCUGAUUUCAGAAGGCUGGGUAUGGUAAAUGUUUAAUUAUUGUAGUAGAAUCAGAUAAUAUAUUGUGCACAUAUCAUUGUUUUAUUACAUGUAUAUUCCUUAUUUAUAUGUUGGUCAGAAAUAUCUGGUAUGUGUGUGACGGAGAGGUAUUUUGAUAAAUGAGCAGAUAUUUUUCAAUGUAGGAGUGGUGAAGGUCCUUUUGGUAAGACUGUCGACUUUGAAUCACUGUCCCCUCGUGAAUAAGGGUUCAAAACCUCACUGUCCUUAAUGUGCGGAAGCCAUCCAGCUGGCAUACGGAAGACUAGUGAUUCAAACCAGGUGCCCGACCAUACCUUAAACAAUGCCUAGUGGGGCACCUGGGGUCCUCCACCAUCAAUGCUGGAAAAUUUGUUAUAUUACCUCCAAACUCAACAAAACAAUAUUAAAACAAAAAGGUCUUGUAACAUUAAAAUAACAAAAUGAAAGUGACAAGGGUUUUUUUAUGCCCCAGGUUGGCAUAUUAAGAUCGCACUGUCCGUCCCCGAGUCUGUGCGUGCAUGUAAAUUCUUGCCCAGGCUGUAACUCUGCAAUCCAUAAAGGUAUUUUGAAAUAACUUUUUGCCAUAAUUGUUUACCAUAAUGAGGCGAUGUGUCAUGUGCAAGACCCAGACCCCUAGCUCCAAGGUCAAGGUCAUACUUAGAGGUCAAAUGUUAACAAGGUCUGUUAAUUUAGGCAAUGGUUUUUUUUAUGCUUGGUAAACAGAAAAUAUAAUCUGAAUAAAUGCCCCGCCGUUACAUGACUGAAAUACUGUUGAAAAACGGCAUUAAACCCAAGACAAACUGAAUAAAUGCCUUUCAUUUCUGACUUAAUAUUGUGGUGUAUUUUAUACUGCUAAAUCUGGAUUAUAAUAAUAUUCACUUAUUGAAUGGUUUGCUAGUUAAGAGUCAAUCUAUUGCCCAAGGUCCGGAGGUGAAUACUUUUUGUUGACCAGCAUGUCAUUUAAAAUAUACUGUAGUUCAACACCUCAGAAAACAAUUUUCAAAGUUUUAUUUUUGGACUUUUUACUUAUCAACCCACUAACAUAUGUUGAAUGUAGACUGGUGAAAUUAAGUAACAAUUCUGGACCUGCAUUUUGUGAAUGAGGCAUGUAAUAAUAAUAAUAUAAGAUAUU
Messenger RNA from Mercenaria mercenaria, 6832 nucleotides. RefSeq names its product retinoic acid receptor RXR-alpha-B-like. The record is from RefSeq and is a predicted model, not a curated record. Lineage: Eukaryota; Metazoa; Mollusca; Bivalvia; Venerida; Veneridae. The transcript is spliced from 7 exons. Gene Ontology annotation, molecular function: nuclear receptor activity; zinc ion binding; sequence-specific DNA binding. Gene Ontology annotation, biological process: regulation of DNA-templated transcription; retinoic acid receptor signaling pathway. Bases 205 to 1467 code for a protein of 420 amino acids. Gene Ontology annotation, cellular component: nucleus.